This is a messenger RNA of Adelges cooleyi (spruce gall adelgid), 3920 nucleotides long. RefSeq names its product protein trachealess (gene trh). NCBI's taxonomy places the organism in Eukaryota, Metazoa, Arthropoda, Insecta, Hemiptera, Adelgidae. The record is from RefSeq and is a predicted model, not a curated record. Gene Ontology annotation, biological process: regulation of transcription by RNA polymerase II. The transcript is spliced from 14 exons. Gene Ontology annotation, molecular function: DNA-binding transcription factor activity, RNA polymerase II-specific; protein dimerization activity; RNA polymerase II transcription regulatory region sequence-specific DNA binding. The coding region runs from base 316 to 3159 and encodes 947 amino acids.
GCCGCUGCACCACUGCACCGUGUGUCCGUGCGCACAGACACCAGUUUAUCGAUUAUUUUCCGUGAUGGCUUCAUUCGGGUUUCUCGAGACGGAUAAUUUUAGCGCCAAAACCUUCUGAAAAUAACCGUUUGGUCGGUCUUAAAACGACUAGUUUUUCUCCGUGAAUAAUUUACGCGCGUUUUCGAUCCGCAGUGAUUUUAUAACACAUAUUAUUGUUAUGGCGGUGUAGUAUAGUGACGCGUUUUAUCGCGGGUGUUCAAGUGUGUAUCUGCGAUUUAAAAAAACAAGGAUUAUAGCGAUAGCCGUAAAAAAAACAUGCACGUCGAGUUGGACGGUGGUGGUCCAUCACCGUGGGCCGCCGCCGCCACAGUGCUUGGGCACCACCACCAUCAUCACCACCACCCGGGAUACCACAGUGGUGGUGGUGGUGGACAGGAUCAUCACCAUCACCACCCCGCAGCGGCGGCGGCUGCCGUGGCCGCUGCAGCCGUGGCUAACGGGUUUCACCCUCAUUCCGCCCACACCCCAAUGGACCUGCACGUACCUCAGCCUUUUCCUUACUACAGGUACAGAGAGGAGUCACUUUGUUGGCCAGAAAGGAAGCCUUCGAUGGAAGAGGGACAUUCGCCAUCGGUUAAUGCUAGGAUACUCGAGUUGAGGAAAGAGAAGAGUCGCGAUGCGGCUAGAUCGCGGCGGGGCAAGGAGAACUAUGAGUUCUACGAACUGGCCAAAAUGCUACCCCUACCAGCGGCCAUCACGUCCCAGCUGGACAAAGCGUCCAUCAUUCGGCUGACCAUAUCGUACCUGAAGCUCAGAGAUUUUUCCGGACACGGUGACCCGCCAUGGACCCGAGACGGACCCCCGUCGGCGUCCAAGAACCUUAAAGGAACCUCAGCCCGUAACAGAUCUCCUAGUACCAUAGCCAUGGAACUGUUCGAACAGCACCAGGGAACGCAUAUACUUCAAUCGUUGGAUGGUUUCGCGUUUGCAUUGGCUGCCGACGGUCGAUUCUUAUACAUAUCAGAAACCGUGUCUAUCUACUUAGGUCUUUCUCAGGUGGAAAUGACCGGAAGCAGCGUAUUCGACUACAUCCACCAGGCGGACCAUUCCGAAUUAGCCGAACAACUGGGACUCGGUCUUAGCCAAGGCCAAGGAAUGGCAUCGCCGUCGCCGAGCAGCGCCGGUUCCGAAGAAGGAAACUCUAACGUGGGCACGGCCAACCCCGACGUGUCUUCGGUGAUGUCGUUGUCCAGCUCGAACGCGUACAAGGGCCUGGAUAGGGCGUUUUGCAUCAGGAUGAAGUCGACGCUGACCAAACGCGGUUGUCAUUUCAAGUCGUCCGGAUAUAGGGUGGUGUUGUUGGUGUGCAGACUCAGGCCGCAGUACACGUUCUCCCACAACCGCAAAUGUGCGCCUCCUCUGCUGGGCGCCGUGUCCCUGGCCAUAGCCCUACCGCCGCCGAGCGUGCACGAGAUCCGAUUGGAGACCGACAUGUUCGUCACCAGACUGUAUUUUGAUCUCCGAAUAGCUCAUUGCGAACCCAGGGUAGCGGAAAUACUUGAUUACACGGCGGACGAACUGACCGGCAUGAACUUGUACACCCUGUGUCACGGCGAGGACGUGAGCAAACUUAGAAAAUGUCACCUAGACCUUAUCAACAAAGGUCAAAUGAUGACCCAUUACUAUAGGGUGAUGAACAAGAACGGAGGGUACACUUGGAUGCAGACUUGCGGCACGGUGGUUUGCAACUCGAAAAACGCCGAAGAACAAAAUAUUAUUUGUGUAAACUACGUGGUCAGCGCCCGAGAAUAUGACAAUUUGAUAAUGGACUGUUGCCAGAUGGAAGAACACAUCAGGCAAAGAGCGGUUAAGAGAGAAGAAACCGGCGGCAACGACCCGGAAAACGGUUCGCCGGGCGGUGACGGUGGCGACGGUCGAGGUGGCAAUCCUAGAAGAGAUCACCUGACACCCGCCGAUUUGGACGACGGGCCAUCGGCCGAUGGCCAUGGAGAUCCAACUCGUGGACGGAACCACGUGGACAUCACCCAAUUAAACAGCGGGCCGCCGGAACGCCUGCAAAUAAACAACGUCGGUAUUAACUUACUGCCGAAAAAAGGGGACAAACGGAGGGCACACAAAAGGAAAAUAACCGAACUUAUGUCCCGGGACGAGGACAACAGCUGCUGUAGCAGUUCCGAAGAAGACACUGUGGCCAGAAAACACUUUUCCAGCCUGAGUCCGGCUUCGUCGUCGUGCCAGUCCACUUUGCCGCCCAGUUCACCGAAAACUAUCGGCGGCGAUAAACGGGGAGGCGUUGGCGAUCCAAACGCCGUCAAGGAACUGGAACACGCCAUGUCCAAGCACCUACCGUCGUCCGCUGCCGACAAGACGCCGUCGGCCGUCCACCAGCCGACGGACUUUAGCACAGACGCGUUGCUCAAGCAACAGCAGCAAAAAAGUACCAUUCAGUGGAUCGGUGCCCACCACCUGGGCCACCAGCAUCACACACAUCACCCCAACGGGCCUUCGCAUCAUCCGUCUCACAAUCAACACCACGGCACGUUGCCCGCGUCCGCACUUCUUCGACAAAUCUACGCCAACCGCGAAUCUGUAAUCAGGGCCAACGUGCACGCGCCUAGAUCGCCGGGCGGCGGCGGUGGGACGGCCGUCUACUACCCCGGCGAGAUGAACACGUUGCCGACGCCGCCGGGCAGCGAGGGCGGUUACGGCGAGCAGCAGUUCAUGCCUCAAAAGCCGAGCGGCGACUUCAACGGACUGGUACCGCCGCCGUACAACUACGCCGACUAUCAUUCCGCGAUGACUCCCCCGUCUUCCGUGUCACCGCGGGACAAGCAGCAGCCGCUCAACGCUUACGACGCGUACGCUCCGACGGCCGACGUACUCCGACAACAGUACGGACAUCACGCAGAGGUGACGUCGUCGCUGCCGCUUAAGCCACAACCUUACAACCCCGGACCCGUGCUCGACCACUAUGACCAGUCAGCGCAAUUCUAUCAUUCGGCCGCCGGGUUCCAUCUUUACCAUCCGUCGUCAGCUGGUAAAACGGCUGCCGGUGGCCCACCUCCUCCUCCGCCACCACCAGCAGUAUACUUGGACCCGUUAAAAAAUCCACACAACUGGUACCCGACGCCUUCAUAACGACGAUAAUGCAACAGCACAGCAAUAAAUAUAAUAUGAUACCAAACCUUAUUUAUGUUAUUUAAUAAAAUAUAUUAUACCUAAUAUUGUACCUCAAUGUAUAGGUAAUAUAAUGGUAAACAAAUUGGGUAAUUUUUUUUUUUUUAAAUCAUUUUGAGACUGUAUUACUGUCGUUAAUAAAUAAUAUAGUCUUUUUCAUUUUAUCUUUAGUUUCUAAUUUAUGAUUAUUAUAAAUUAACUAACCUUAAAUAACUAUAGGUAUGUUUGUAUUAGCUUACCAAAGGAUACGUUUUAAAAAGAAACUGUAAAUUUAAGAUUAAUGUGUACUAACAAUUUCCAAUCGUAACCAAAGAUUAAGUUCAAUAGUGUAAGCCAUUACCUGCACAACUCAUACGGUAGGUAAUUUGAAGUGAGAAAAUGGAAAUAGUUAUUUAUAGUAUAAAUUUUAACUUUCAUAAUUCAUACCUAUGCAUUUAAUUCAUUUAAAUAAAAAUUAUUAUUUUUUCAUCCCCACUAAUAGUUUGUUUCAAUAGAAGUAAGCACAUGUAUUAUACAUUUACUUAAGUCUUCUAAAAAAAAGUAUCAUUUAAGUUAAAAAAAAAUGUAUAAUAUUUCAAAUUGAGUAAAUUACCGAACCGCCUAUUAAUUUAACUUCUUCUUUUGGCUUUCUAAAUAACUAAUUUAUAUUAAAUAUUAUUAAUUAUAUAUUUAUAUUUGAAUAUUUUUUACUCGAGACUACAUGGAACAUACAAUUAAACAUA